Molecule: messenger RNA, 1136 nt
Organism: Drosophila ananassae
Lineage: Eukaryota; Metazoa; Arthropoda; Insecta; Diptera; Drosophilidae
Exons: 1
Coding region: 249-1010 (253 amino acids)
Source: RefSeq, a predicted model, not a curated record
UUUGUGCAUAUCAAAUCAGGUUCUAGGAGACAUUUCGGAGCUAUAGGCUUAGUCGGUGGGGCAGCGCGCCAAGGAAACAACCUAAAAAUCUCGAAAAUGUCGUGCGGUCAUUAACAUCGUUUCAAGCAUAAAAAUCCAUUUUCGUAGUGUUUUACUAAUUUGACCCCAAAAUUGACUGCCCUCGUUUGUGGGAUACUGAUUUUAAAUUCACGCGCGUUUUAAGCCAAUCUAAAUUUCCAGUUGCAAGAAUGCUGACCCAAAAAAAGUCGCUGCUGAAACAUGUCCUGCGCAAGGCGUGCAGCCUGCUGGGUACAGUCCCUAACCGAGAAUUCCAGUUCCACGUGGAGGACUCGUACCCGAUGCCGCAGCCACGGACUGAUCUUAAACGGAUGACGCCGCCAGAAAAAGACAAGGUCUACGACGCCUGCUGGCAGACAACGCGCCGCACGGAGUACAAAUGCCGCUCGGACAUCGAAUUCAAUGUUCCGGCCUUUAUCGACGCCCGCAAGGGUUGCCUGCAGGACUGCGCCCUGGAGAUGGACGCCGCCGAUCUGGCCCACUACAAGCCUCACGACAUGCUGAAGCGCGUAUACCAGCGCACCUGGUACGAGUGCGUCAUCAAGAAACCCCGCCGCAAAGCUUUCUGUGUCCACAAACCUCCGCCGUUGCCGCGGCGCAAGCGCAAAGCGCACAAGAACAGCACGUGCCAAAAGCCGCCCUUCGCACUCGGCCGUGUCAAACUGGGGCUGAAAAAAUGUGGAAAGAAAGAUGUAAUGGAAUGCCCUCGCUUCUGUAUGCCGAAUUGCAAAGAAGCCCGCAACCCUCCAAAGUGCCGGCGUCCGUUCCGCGGCGGGCUCUGCACCAGGCGGAAGUGCAAGUACCCGAGCUUCUCCGAAUGCCGCCAUGAUCCCAUUCCGGAUGCACCACCCAUCGAGUGCAAGUGCUUGGCCAGGCCUGCCAUUUGCGACAUGUGGCGGUUCUACCGACGCAAAUCUGGGAUUACGCUUUAAUUAAGGUUCUCACAGAGAUGGUGAUCUAGAACGCAUUCCGACUUUAUUCAUAACAUUUUUAAAAAAGCUCCAGAACUAUGUAAAACUUAAUGACUUUGAAUUGUUAGUAAAAAAAAGUACAUAAAA